This is a messenger RNA of Cephus cinctus (wheat stem sawfly), 2598 nucleotides long. RefSeq names its product esterase E4. Lineage: Eukaryota; Metazoa; Arthropoda; Insecta; Hymenoptera; Cephidae. The transcript has 11 exons. The coding region runs from base 139 to 2310 and encodes 723 amino acids. The record is from RefSeq and is a predicted model, not a curated record.
CAAAUAAAAAAUAUAAGUAAACAAUACAAUAAAAGUGAUAAAGUUGAAUGUAGAUAAUAUAUACACUUUUAGCUGGAUAUUAGAAGUCUGCUACGUGCUGUGGCUAGUGAUUGAACCAGUAUCUCUGCUGCAGUGACCAUGAGCGCACCGAUUGUGAGAACGAGAUACGGAGCCUUGAAAGGUACAGUUGUACAAAAUGUAGAAGGCGGAGAGUACUUGGCCUUCAAUGGUAUUCCCUAUGCUGAGCCACCAGUGGGCCAACUAAGGUUCAAGGAACCCCAACCUCCAAAAGCAUGGUCAGGCAUCAGGGAUGCUCGGAAAGAAGGUUCUGCGGCAAUACAACUCGAUACGAUGAGACCGACUCCUGAAAUAAUUGGGAGUGAAGAUUGUCUCUAUUUGAAUGUUUCUACUAAUUCAUUGUCUGGCAAAAGGGCUGUUAUGGUAUGGAUACAUGGAGGAGGAUUUGUGAUGGGCACAGGAAGUAGUGAAAUGUACGGUCCGGACUAUCUACUUAAACACGACAUAGUUUUCGUCUCCAUUUAUUACAGACUUCAUGUACUCGCAUUUCGUGGUGUCGCUUUUGAUCAAGCCAGUAUCUCUGCUAGAGCGACCAUGAGCGCACCGAUUGUGAGAACGAGAUACGGAGCCUUGAAAGGUACCGUUGUACAAAAUGUAGAAGGCGGAGAGUACUUGGCCUUCAAUGGUAUUCCCUAUGCUGAGCCACCAGUGGGCCAACUAAGGUUCAAGGUAAUUUUAUGUCGGGACAAUAAGGAAUCAGGACUACAAUUAGCUGCAUUAUUAGGAUUUGAAACUACAGAUGGUAAAGAAGCUGCACAGUUUCUACGGACAGUCGAUGCUAAAACAUUGACAGAAGGAGUGGUAGAGCUUACUGGUGGUUUCGGAGAGUUCACCGUUAACGUUUUAUUUGUACCAACAAUGGAUGACAAGAGUGAAAAUCCCUUUGCACCUCAGCCAGCAGAUGAAAUGGCCAAAAAAGGAAUUGAGGUUCCAAGUAUAUUCGGUUACAAUAGUCACGAAGGGAUUAUGUUCCUUAUAGGAUCUACGGAUAAGACAUACAGUAAAGUCAAAAAUGACUUCGAUGGCUUUUUUGAUAAACUCAUUGUUAAUCAAAAUAUUAAAAAAACUGAUGACGUCGUAAAAAGUGUCAAGAAAUACUAUUUUGGGAAGGAGCCAAUCACACCAAAGCAACGCGACAAUUACGUAGAGAUUCUAGGUGACCUGCAUUUUGUCUAUGGAAUUCGACGAGUAGUAGAUAUUCAAUCACAGAAAACAGUACCGAUGUAUCUUUAUAAAUUCUCUGCCCUAUGUGAAAAUUUUAGUAUGAUAUCUUUGUUCAAACUUAACGCAAAAGGUACAUGUCAUGGAGAUGAUAUAGGCUGUCUAUUCUACAAUCGUUUAUUCAAUAACAAGUUCGAACCGAAUUCUAAGGCUCGUAUAAGGAUGGAGCGUUUCACCAAGUUGUGGACGAACUUUGCCAAAACUGGGGACCCAACGCCAAAGCUCGACGACGUGAUAACUGAGAAAUGGCUACCAGUAACUAAGCAAGAAGUUCAUUAUCUAGAAAUUAAUGAUGAUCUUGUACCCGGCGUCAAUCCGGAUGAAGAAAAAUGGCAAUUCUGGAAAAGCAUAUCUGAAUCCGCGUUAUUUUCUUUCAAUUCUGCCUUUCGCGUCGCAUCAUCAGGAUCUACGGAUAAGACAUACAGUAAAGUCAAAAAUGACUUCGAUGGCUUUUUUGAUAAACUCAUUGUUAAUCAAAAUAUUAAAAAAACUGAUGACGUCGUAAAAAGUGUCAAGAAAUACUAUUUUGGGAAGGAGCCAAUCACACCAAAGCAACGCGACAAUUACGUAGAGAUUCUAGGUGACCUGCAUUUUGUCUAUGGAAUUCGACGAGUAGUAGAUAUUCAAUCACAGAAAACAGUACCGAUGUAUCUUUAUAAAUUCUCUGCCCUAUGUGAAAAUUUUAGUAUGAUAUCUUUGUUCAAACUUAACGCAAAAGGUACAUGUCAUGGAGAUGAUAUAGGCUGUCUAUUCUACAAUCGUUUAUUCAAUAACAAGUUCGAACCGAAUUCUAAGGCUCGUAUAAGGAUGGAGCGUUUCACCAAGUUGUGGACGAACUUUGCCAAAACUGGGGACCCAACGCCAAAGCUCGACGACGUGAUAACUGAGAAAUGGCUACCAGUAACUAAGCAAGAAGUUCAUUAUCUAGAAAUUAAUGAUGAUCUUGUACCCGGCGUCAAUCCGGAUGAAGAAAAAUGGCAAUUCUGGAAAAGCAUAUCUGAAUCCGCGUAACUCUUUAGUUCCCAACGUCACAUGUACUGUUAUAUGUAACCUCCUUGGAUAAAAUAAGGCUUUAGUGUAAAACUAAACUUUUUCGUUAUUAGAACAUUUUACUAUUUAUUGUAACUUAAGAAAUGUUCCUUAUGACAAAAUCUAUCACACGUACAGGACUGGCCAAAAGUAUUGUCAGAGUACAAUUCGUUUAAUCAGUAUUAUACUCUGCAAAUAUUUUUCACUAGCACUGUAUAUACAUACCAAAAUCUGAUGAGAUAUGAAUAAAAAAACGUCAAGAAUUAAAAA